This is a messenger RNA of Neopsephotus bourkii (Bourke's parrot), 891 nucleotides long. RefSeq names its product myo-inositol oxygenase (gene MIOX). The transcript is spliced from 11 exons. Gene Ontology annotation, molecular function: iron ion binding; inositol oxygenase activity. Gene Ontology annotation, biological process: inositol catabolic process. Lineage: Eukaryota; Metazoa; Chordata; Aves; Psittaciformes; Psittacidae. The coding region runs from base 16 to 864 and encodes 282 amino acids. Gene Ontology annotation, cellular component: cytoplasm. The record is from RefSeq and is a predicted model, not a curated record.
CACAGCCCCGCCGCCAUGAGCAGCCAACGGGUGGAACCCAAGUGCCCCGAGGAGCUGCCCCCCGGCACGGCCGCGCCCCCGCACCAGUACCGCAACUACACGGAGGGGAAGCUGCUGGAGCGGGUGUACAACACGUACCGGCUCAUGCACACGCACCAGACCGUGGACUUCGUGCGCAAGAAGUGCGCGCAGUACGGGCCGUGCUCGCAGCGCCGCAUGACGGUGAUGGAGGCGCUGGCGCUGCUCGAUGGGCUCGUGGAUGAGUCCGACCCCGACGUGGACUUCCCCAACUCCUUCCAUGCCUAUCAGACAGCCGAGGGCAUCCGCAGGGCCCACCCCGACAAAGACUGGUUCCACCUCGUGGGGCUGCUGCACGACCUGGGCAAGGUGCUGGCGCUGUUUGGGGAGCCCCAGUGGGCCGUGGUGGGGGACACCUUCCCCGUGGGCUGCAAAGUGCAGAAGUCGGUGCUGUUUGGGGACUCCACCUUCCACGACAACCCCGACACCAAGGACCCCCGGUACAGCACUGAGUACGGGAUGUACCAGCCCCGCUGCGGCCUGGAGAAUGUCCUCAUGUCCUGGGGACACGAUGAGUACAUGUACCGGGUCAUGAAGUUCAACAACUUCGCCCUGCCCAAGGAGGCCUUCUACAUGGUGCGGUUCCACUCCUUCUACCCCUGGCAUGCGCACGGGGACUACCUGCACCUCUGCAGCGAGGAGGACCUCCGCAUGCUGCCCUGGGUGCGCGAGCUCAACAAGUUCGACCUGUACACGAAGCAGGAGGAGCUGCCCGACGUGCAGCAGCUCCGCAGCUACUACCAGGCGCUCAUCGACAAGUACUGCCCUGGGGAGCUGUGCUGGUGAGGGGGAGGCACACCGGGGGACCCCCAG